AUGGUUGAUGUGUCACCCUUCGGACUCAAAACUGACCCCGCAAAUCCCGUGGAAGGCUCAGCUAACCAGUGGGAGGGCGAUGGCUUAGGUGGGUUACCGGUGGAGGUGUACUCUGAUGUCGACGGCGCCCUUAAGGAACUGCAAGAGCGUCCUAACGAGUACAGCAGCGUUAGUGUGGUUGUUUAUGGCUCUCCGUCCUUCCUGCAGGAGACGGUGACGCAGGCCGUGGGGAUGGGCGUGGUGGUGUCGGGGCGGGCGUGGGUGUUGGUGAGCAAGGUGGCGGAGUGGCAUCAAUCUGUCUUUCCCAGUACGCUUCUUACUUACCAACACAACCUGGUGCUGGUGACGCCUCUGCUCAGGACACCUCGCACCCCCGCCCCAGGUGAGUGGGUUAUCUUUAAGUUUUACGCUGAGAGCAAUUUAACAAACUUGGCGGACUGGCAAGGAGCCCAAGGCCAGAUACUCAAGAUUUACCUGUCCAGUAAGGAUUUUCUGGGUGACCUGAGUGACUUUGAACUGUUGGAUAUAACAGACUAUACCUGCAGGAGUGUUAUUUGUGGCAGACUUGGCGGGAGAGGCGGGGAGAGCUUGGAGAGCCACACGGGAAGAACCCUCCAUCGCCUCACCUUUCUGAAUGGCGGCCUGGCGUGGGUGGGUGUGGGCUGUGGGCGUGCCGGUGGGCAUGUGUCCCUCACUGCUGACCCCUUCUCGCUCCCUGCCCAUCUUGGUAACAUCACCAUUCCUGUGGCUGUUGUGAAGGGAUCGCCCACGCUGAGUCUGGUGAGGAAUUCUGACGGGGGACACUAUCUUGACGGAUUCCUAGGGGAGAUCCUUAGACUCCUUCAGCAGGACCUUGACUUCCGCGUGGUGGUGUCUCAGAUUCCUGGCUUUGGGAACCGCCUAGCCAACGGAACCUGGAUUGGCAUUGUGGGUGCCGUGGCUAGAAAGGAGGUGGAGGUGGGCCUGGCGUCGCUGUCCAUCUCUCACAUCAGGUAUCAGGUGGUGGAGUUUUCAGAGCACCUAAUAUCAACCGGCGUGUUUCUCAUGUACCCCGCCAGACAGCUCACCCAGCCCGUGUCCACCGUGUUCCUCGUCUUCUCCCCCGAGUUAUGGGGCUGCUUGCUGGGCCAAAUAACGCUGCUCGGGACCGUCCUGUACCUCGCCUGCUACCGUGACGCCGCCGAGGGGAAUCACUCGCCUCUCUACUACCUAUUUGCCUCCUUCAGAACCUUCGUGUACCAAGGUACCCUUGAGCCCCAAACCACCGCUACUCGACUCACCUACUUGUCCUCUCUCAUCUUCGCUCUUGUGGUGUACGCUUUGUAUAGCGGUAACCUGACGGCGGUGUUGUCGUUACCGAGACUGCAGGAGUACCCGAAGAGUGCCGAGGAGAUGCUGGAGCAAGGUUACGCACCCCUCCUCACCAAGGGCUUCCACCAGUACGACUAUUUCAAGUUCUCCCCUCUAGACGCCUUGAGGACGCUCUUCCGGCACGCUGAGGAGAAGGGAACUAUCUAUCCCUUCGGCAGGAUUGACCAUAAGACAGCCCUUCAAAGGUUUAGCAAGGGGCGUGUUGCAUCUGUUAUCACACCUCUCGGCAUAGUGUUUAGACAGAAUAGCGGCGCCGACCGUCAGCAGCCGUGCCCCUUCUACGUGGAAUCAGCGCCCUUGAAACUCGGCUUCAUAUCAAUCAUUCUGCAGAAAAACUCCUUCUUCAGCGAAAUUAUCAACGCAAGGCUGCGGUGGCUGAGGGAUAGUGGAAACCUGAGGGAGAUUUAUGGCCGGUACAACGUGAUUCAGUGCGUCCCCAGCGGCAGCGCGAGUGGCACCUCCCGCCCCCUGUCCCUCACCGUGCUGCUCGGCGCCUUCAUCAUGUGGCUCUGCGGGGUCCUCGUCUCCUGCGCCAUCUUCCUUCUCGAGUUCCUAGCAUCACGUGGUAGAAAGUCCUAAGCGAAGGAUAUAUUUUUAAUCCCUUCUGUACUGAGACGCAUUUUUGUAUUUUUUUUUGUGAUUACGAUUAGACCAUUUAUUUGCAUCAGAAAGGGUCUAUGGAGGUCAGAAGAUUAAUGGCCAGAGUCUAAAUCAUUCUAAUCCUAACGUAUGUUUUUGAAGGUGUAUAAAAACCACCAAAUAGUAAGCGGAAUAAAUAAGAAAACGCGAUUAACUCCUUCAGUACUGGGACACAUUUUUACCUUGAGAUUUGUGUACGAUUAG
Portunus trituberculatus (swimming crab) is the source of this 2214-nucleotide messenger RNA. Its product is annotated as glutamate receptor ionotropic, delta-2-like. The record is from RefSeq and is a predicted model, not a curated record. The transcript has 12 exons. Bases 1 to 1950 code for a protein of 649 amino acids. Lineage: Eukaryota; Metazoa; Arthropoda; Malacostraca; Decapoda; Portunidae. Gene Ontology annotation, molecular function: glutamate-gated receptor activity. Gene Ontology annotation, cellular component: membrane.